GCUGCGCCACAAGAGCCUCGACUAGUUGAGUGCCGCUCCCGAAUCCCGUUGCGCCGUUAGUUGGCCGCUUCUAGGUGGGGCUGCACGGCACACGAACCACACACACACACAACAGGUCGUCGUUUAUUUCGCAUCAUUGUGCACAAAGAGUCCUGCGUUCACUCCAACUGAGCAGUGACAACACCGUCUCCAUCCACGUCUGUCAAUCUUCCAAUUUCCCCAGUUUUUUUUUUACUCGCCAGCCGAACUCGCCUUGUCUGUCAGUGACCAACGAUCCAACUGUUAGGGUGGGUGUGUGUGUGUGUGUGUGCCGCUGCUCUGUACAUCUGCUGUGUGUAUUCAGCUCGCUUGGUAACAAGAGCCCCCCUCCAUUCAAUCCGUGACACGGUCUCUCUCUUCUUCUCGUUGGAUCGAUCAAAGAACUGGCCAGUAAACCAGAAGAAGGUCAAGGGUUUCUCGUCUUUUCGACAAACACACACACACACCUUCACCGGUAGCAUCUUGUUAACAGAUCUCGACGUGAUGGCCAACGGGACUAGCUGGUUAUCGGCGGAAAGGACGGCGGAAGAAACAGAAGCGGCUCACGAUCUGCUCCAGUUGGCUUAUUCCCUACCACCGUUGAGUGGCGCCGAUGGCUUCACUAGUCAUAACGAUCUCAUCAUUAGACCAACAAGACACACCCAAAGAGCCACUGUCUUGAUGGUAGCAGAAGCCGCCGCCUUCGCCUCCAGACACCAAGACGAUCCACUUCUAACUCCGCCCGUUUCCGAAUCCUAUUGCAGUAAUUCAUCUUCUUCCUCUUCAUCCGAUUCGGUGGAUUCGGGCCGCAGUUCGCCUCAAACGCCGCUAGGAGAGCGACCGUCUCGUCGCAACAGCAUCGAUAAUGACGGACGUCACCGACGCUACGUGUGCAACGAAUGCGGUAAGGCGUACGCGACCUCUUCCAACUUGUCGCGUCACAAGCAAACGCACCGUAAUUUGGAAUCGGGCGGGAGUAAACCCUGUCCGACUUGCGGCAAAACUUACGUCUCCAUGCCGGCCCUGUCCAUGCACUUGCUGACGCACGCCCUAACCCAUGUCUGCCCGGUUUGCUCCAAGGCGUUCUCCAGGCCAUGGCUCCUACAGGGUCACAUGCGUUCGCACACCGGAGAGAAGCCUUACGAAUGCCACCUGUGUUACAAGGCGUUCGCCGACAGGUCCAACUUGCGCGCCCACAUGCAAACGCAUUCGACCGUCAAGAGUUUCAGGUGCGGCCAGUGCCACAAAACAUUCGCACUCAAAUCAUACCUUCACAAACAUCAAGAGACUUCGGCCAAUUGCUGCGUCAAGACUUGACUGUUUACUUGAUGUCUGCAUGUGUAUGUGUGUGUGUGUGUUUGUGAUAUGAUCUCAUUAUUCCAGUCACUACAAACAGUUUGCAGUCAUUCCAAAUCGAGCGUGAUUUUUUAUUGUACUAUGUAUAUGUGAAGACUCUUGUGUAACAGAUUUCCAACCUGCGAUAAUCUACUUAACUGAUUCACUGGCCGAGUUGAAAACAAAAGUGAAAAUACUCGUAUAUUUUUAAGUCAAUAGCCUCUGCAGCCUCUACCCUGAUGUUGAAACAUUACCGUGUCCAUCUAUUCCUCUAUUCUAGUCCUCGUUUUUUUUUUAUCGUGAUCAGUUUCUUGUCGUCAAGACAAACAAUUUCCUCUCCAGCAAUAUACGUAUAUAGCAAUCCAUGAUGUAUGUACUUCUAGUCAUAUCUAUUGAUACUGUACGACUAUUGCUAUAUAUAACGCUGU
This is a messenger RNA of Daphnia carinata, 1781 nucleotides long. Its product is annotated as transcriptional repressor scratch 2-like. The transcript has 2 exons. NCBI's taxonomy places the organism in Eukaryota, Metazoa, Arthropoda, Branchiopoda, Diplostraca, Daphniidae. The record is from RefSeq and is a predicted model, not a curated record. The coding region runs from base 523 to 1335 and encodes 270 amino acids.